Molecule: messenger RNA, 382 nt
Organism: Pectinophora gossypiella (pink bollworm)
Lineage: Eukaryota; Metazoa; Arthropoda; Insecta; Lepidoptera; Gelechiidae
Exons: 2
Coding region: 35-382 (115 amino acids)
Source: RefSeq, a predicted model, not a curated record
CGUUCCGUAAAUUUUUUUGUAGUGAAGUCAGAAAAUGACAACUAGGCAAAGAGUACCGCCACCACCUCAGCCUGUGCCGUAUCCCCCGCCCCCGCCAAUAAAGCCGAGACAAGGGCCCUGCCCCUACCUCUGCAGUUUGAUACCUACCGAUGUUCCUGAGCCUGAAAAAACGCAAGCAGUACUGCAUCCCGGGAAAGAUGUAUUUGUCCUAAAGGUAGCGAAGGUGGGACUUAAUCGCGAACGGCGCUGCAGAAUGGAGCUUGAACUAGUGACACCAAAGUUUCCUACCAAGCCCGAGCCGUACCGCGUGGAUACCCGAGAAACGCAAUGUGAACCGGAGUGCGACUGCUGUUGUACAAAAUUAAGGCGAAAGAAGAAGUAG